This is a messenger RNA of Mus musculus (house mouse), 6886 nucleotides long. RefSeq names its product unkempt family like zinc finger (gene Unkl). Gene Ontology annotation, cellular component: cytoplasm; cytosol; nucleus. The record is from RefSeq and is a predicted model, not a curated record. Gene Ontology annotation, biological process: protein ubiquitination. The transcript has 6 exons. Gene Ontology annotation, molecular function: metal ion binding. Lineage: Eukaryota; Metazoa; Chordata; Mammalia; Rodentia; Muridae. The coding region runs from base 3615 to 4310 and encodes 231 amino acids.
GAAUUUUGCUGCCUGUCCCCUGAUUGGUAUUUCUGUCAUAGAGUCAGUUAGCAACAACAGUCAGCCAGAAGGAGAACUGCUAAGAUCUUAGGGCUCCAGAAGCGAUGACCUUGCAUAGGCCGCAAGGCUCCCAAAGAGAAGCUGAAGGAGUCGGGUGCAGAGAUGUGGGCUAGGUCAGGAAGAGGGCGCUCUGUAGAAACAAGUAAGACAAGAGACAGAGCUGGACAGAAGGAUCCAGAAGGCAAAGGAAAGAGUGGGAAUUGAGGAAGGGGGGUAGGAACCAGCAAAGGUGGCAACAGAGAAGCAGGAGCUGGGGAUGUACGUAGAGAAGCAGGAGCUGGGGACGUACGUCCUGCCCAAAGCCAGCCCAGCUUGGCAUGCGCUCACAGCAAGGGCCAGGCAGCUCUGUGAGUGCAGGGCAGGGCCUGGAGUCCACAGGACAGACAUGGUCAGGGGAUGUACCCAGGUAGGGUCCCUUUGUUUUGGGUUAAAUUGUAUCUCCCCAAAAAGAUGAAUCUAGUUUAGUAGUAGGGAAUCUAGUUGAGUGGUAAAGUAUUUGCCUAGGCUGUGUGAGGCUCAAGUUGAGUUCCCAGCAUUAGAGGACACAUUGUGUCCUCAUUUGGAAAUGGGAUCUUGAUCAUCAAGUUAAGAUGAGGUCAUUAGAGUAGGUCCUGAUGCAGUGGUAGUGUGCUUCUAAGAAGAAACAUGGACACACAUGUAGGGUGUAACAGUGGAGACUGAGUGAGUCAGGACUCAUGGAGUCCCAUGCCCGGAAAGAUCUAGAGCCCCAGGAGCCUUGGAAAUACUCCCUAAGCCAACAGAACGAGGGCAGGCAGGUCUGCACACUUGGAUUUUGAACUUGAAGACUGCAAGACUGUGGGAUGAUGAACUUCUGAGCUGAAGCUACUCAGCAAGUGGUCCUCUAUCCCUUCAGGUCCAGGAUACCCAUGGUCCUUAUCUCUCUGUCCCAGGCUAUGUGGAAGUGGCAACUCCUGUAGCAGGAGAUACUUAACACAAGAAGGACCUCAGAAGCUUGGGCAGGGCAGGGGCCCAACCUGGAGACAAACAGGAGUCAGAAAAGCGUGCAGCAGGAGGCCUGUGCCUUUUACUCAGCGUAGGGGUGGCGGCCUGCUUUCUUUCCACUUUGCUCUCUGAUGGCAGAGGGUUUUCCUAGCAGCUUGUUUUCGUUUUCCUUGUUAUUCUCUUCAGUCAGUUAUCACACCAAUGCCUGGUUCCAUGUCCUCAGGACAUCAGGGAUUACAGAAGUACAUCCUGGGUCUGCCCUGGACUUUAUCUUGUCACUGCUGACCUAAGCCUACCUGAUGUAAAAAGGCUUUCUUCAGCAACACCUGUCAUUAGGGUGCUGGACCCACGGUGCCCAGUGUCUAGGCUAGGCCUGCCACCCUGCUCAUUCACCUCUUGUCGAUUACACUCAACCUUACUGGGAUGGCUUGUCUUUGAGAGCGGUUGCCUGUGUAUUCUCUCACCCUGGCUGGCCCCCUGAGGAGUGGAGAUCUCUACACGGAGUGGAGCUCUGGCUCCUUGGCUGAGUGGUACAAGGAGGAAUGGUUUCUUUUGGGUGCUUUAGCAUCCUGGCUUCAGUGCCCUGAAGAUUCCUCUUGAGACUCUUGUCCAAGUGCGUAGGCCUUUUCAUGGCUCUGGUAAUGAGGGGCCGUGGCUAGGUCAGAUGGCGCUGGGAUCCAAUUGUAACAGCAGCUUAGGGGGAAUAAGUUUAGAAACACCAUAAGUAAGCCCCAGGCUGGUCCACUCUGGCUCAAGCAAGCAUGGUAAGGUCCACACAGCCACGAGGGGUUCCUCAGGAGGCAGGAGCAUCCAGCUCCUGCUGCUGCUUCUUGGGGCCACUGAGAGGCUCCUCGAUAGAGGUGCAUUCUGUCUUUGGGUCAGGUGGUCACCAUGAGGCUGAGCAGUGCUCACUGGUCUUAAGAAUGAGAAUCAGAGAGACCAGGAAAGGACGGACGGUGUGGCUGGCUUUGGGCUCUAGUGGGCACCAUAUAGGUUCCCACAACUCUGAAGUGCAGCUGGGGCUGUACCAGUGUUGCCCUCUGGCUCUCUCUCUCUCUCAUUAUAGCCGCUUCCAUUCCAAGCCACUAUAUUCCUUGGCUGCAGCUAAAUUGUGCACGGGCCUCUGCCUCCUUCACUUCCUGGUGGGUGUGCUUCCCUGCAUUCUUGUCCUGGCUAAGAUGUGUCUGGCUCUGUGCUAGGUAGAGACUCACCCUUGGGCUGUAGGAGUGUUCUGGCCCACCUAAAUGUCACUGAUUGAGCAGUGACAGUUUUUCCUGAGGAUUUUCACCUGAAGUCCCUGAUGGACAUGACCUAGAGGAUGUGGUGACGUGCUAGACAGCUGGAGACAAACAGUGAUCCCUGGAGUUUUAUGCCGCCCUGAUACAGAGAGGUGUCCUUACAGUCGGUCGGCUGUCACUCUGCUGUGAAGAGGCCCUUCGUCUCCAGCAAGGGGCCUGCAGGGGAAGUUUGGGUUUUUGUUGAUGGUGGUUUUGUAUUUUGAGGUGGGCUAGCUUGCGACAUUUCAGGCUAACCUGAAAUUCACGGUCAUUCUGCCUUGGCCUCCCAGUUGGUGGAAUUACAAGCAUAUGCCAGCACAUAUGCCUUGAAGUUGAAGUCAGAGUUCCUGGGGACUGACAGGGCCUUAGCCCACAGUGCAGAUAAGACUGAGCCAUAUAGCAUACAUAGACUUCACAGGUGUACUGUGAAGAGUCAUCACAGAUGGACACAGGGACAGACACAGUGGCAGCUACAAUCUCAUUGCUUCUCAGUGCAGGUCCCUCCAUAUUUAAGUUGGACUCUGACUGCAUUAAGAAUGUGACACAACCUACAGGGCUGCUCCUAUAACCAGUCCUGUCCCUCCUCCCUCCCCUCAGUUGGCUGUGCAGGCCAUCCAGAGUGUCAGCUUCUCCACUACAUGUUCCCAUGAAUGGCAGCCCUGCUUGGGCUGUGGAGGUGUGUCCUGGUCUCAUCCUGGGCCUGAAACUCACUAUGUAAACUAAGUCAGCCUCAAAAUGAUUCUCCUGCCUUAGCUUCUGCAGUACUGGACUUACAGGUGUAUUCUACCACGCCCAGCAACUUCUGCCUUUGAGGAGACUGUCUCGGGGCUCAGGCCCUGGUCUUAGGUCCUCAAGGUGUCAGUCCUAGUGUUGAACCUCACAUGGCCUCAGAACCAUUUCCCUGUCAGAUUGACCUCCUGUAAAAUUUUUAAUAGUUGAAUUAUUUUCUUGGUCAAAUUUUAACAAAUGGUUAGAAGUAAAAGGAGAAGCAGCUGGGCCUCGUGGUACAGGCUGCACGGUCCCAGCCUUGGGAGGCAGAGGGUGAGAGGAGCUCAGGUCCUCCGUGGCUGCAGAGUGAGCUGAGGUUCUGCCUUAGAUCUUCGUCUUAGUGACAUAAACAUCGCGUCCUUAGAUAAAGACUUAGAAGAACAGGACCUUGGAUUGACAGGUCCCAGGUCGCUGGCAGGCUCAGCACCCGUCACCAUUCCGGGCUCCCUGCCCCGCUCGCCAUCCUUGCACUCGUCCUCAUCCCUAUCCACCUCCCCACUCAGCUCGCUCUCCCAGUCCCUGUCGGGGCCACUCGUCUCCUCGGCCAUGACGCCCCCCCAGCAGCCACCACCCCUCCGGUCGGAGCCGGCUACGCUGGGCUCUGCAGCCUCAUCUUACAGCUCUUUAGGUCUGAACGGCGUUCCCGGGAGCAUCUGGGACUUUGUUUCUGGCAGCUUCUCUCCUAGCCCAUCCCCCAUUCUGAACUCCGGCCCUUCGGCUUCCUCAAGUGCAAGUCCAAACAGUGCUGAGCUGGCACGGGUCAGGCGGCAGCUAGACGAGGCCAAGAGGAAGAUCAGGCAAUGGGAAGAAUCUUGGCAGCAAGUGAAGCAGGCCUGUGAUGCCUGGCAGAGAGAGGCUCAGGAGGCCAAGGAAAGAGCCCGUGUGGCAGACAGUGACCGGCAGCUGGCCCUGCAGAGGAAAGAAGAGGUGGAAGCCAAGGUGAAGCAGCUGCAGGAAGAAUUAGAGGGCCUGGGUUUGUCCUCACUGCCAGGGCUUCAGAGCUUGGGUGACAUCAGUGACAUCCCUCUCCCCAAGCUGCAUUCUCUCCAGAGCAAGCUGCGCUUGGACUUGGAGGCUGUGGAUGGGGUGAUCUUCCAGCUCCGUGCCAAACAGUGUGUGGCCUGCCAGGAGCGGGCCCAUGGCACUGUCCUGCGGCCCUGCCAGCACCGUGUCUUAUGCGAACCAUGUGCGGCCAGUACCCCUGAGUGCCCCUACUGCAAGGGCCAGCCCCUACCAUGGUGACCAGAGCCAGACCCAUUCCUUCCCUGGUGAGCAGUAUAAAGGCCUGGGCAUGCCACGUGCCACUACAGUGUCGAAACUUGCCUCUGGUACCCCACGCCAGGAUGUGAGCUCACACCCACUGUCCAACAGCCUUUCAUAUUAUUUUCUUCCCUGCCAUGUCCCACCAUCGGUGUCAAGGUAUUAUCGAAGAACCUCUGAAGCACCACCAAACCCACUGCCUGUCCCCUAGGCAGGUAGCAUGCUUUUGGUGCCCCCAGUCCUGAGGCUGCUGUGGCCAGGCCAAUGGGAGGUCGGGCCUCGUCAAAGCACUUUGUGAACCGAGGAAUUAGAUAUUAUAAAUUGUAUAAGCUGCUUUCUAGGUCCAUGUUUUUUAAUAUGCGAUAACAUGAAGCUUUAUAAGUAUACUGUGAACUUGAAGUUUCCUAUCAGUUUGUGGUUGACUCAUAGUAAUGGUAACUACGUUAGAUUUCAUACUCUGAAACUAUUUAGGAAAGGAACAUUUAUCUAGUAGUGAAGCACUAGAAUUUUUACAUUUUAAAAUUAAGUGCAAACAAAUAGUAUUUAUAAGCAGAGAGUGGUUAUUGAAAGACAUAUACAUUUAGAUGUUCUUAAUUUUAUGGAAGGAACUAAUUUUCCUAAACAUGUGCAGGUGCACAUGUGUGUGGAGUUUUAUAUUCCAGUAUCAUAGAGUGAUAUCCAGAGCUCUGUCGCGCACUUAUGUGAUCCGUGGCCACUUCCAAGUGCCUGUGCCUUGCAAGAGAAGUGAAGGAAUUGGUUCAUUUGGUUUUUUUCUUCUCCCUUGAAAGACAAUUUCAUGCUAAUGAAAAACACAGCAAAAGAGUCAGACAUUCAGAGGAGUCCAAGAUCUACUGGAAGGAGCUGUGCUCUGAUGUCUUAUCGUCUGUAAUGGCAACGGUGCUUUGUAACCUCUGAGUCGCCUGGGGCACCCCAGCUUGUGCUGAACAAGGGGCUGCGAACCUGAGACUGCAGUCUGCUGCACCUGUGACCACCCUCACCUCCAGCUGAUCCAGAGGGGCCCAGAGGCACGAGUCCAGGACAGUCUUGGCACACAUCUGGUACCUGAGCUGCACAGCCAGAUAGUAAUAGAAUUCAUCACAGGACCAGCAAACACAGCUCUGCUACAGUUCACCCAUCAGUUUCCAAGGUGAAUGUGGCUGCUGCUCACAGCUUGGCCUCUGGUCUGUGGCUCAAAUUCUGCUGAGACUGUAUCGAGGGUGGUGACUUCAGCUCUCUACCAUAAAGACUGGGACUGUUCCUGGAAAUCUAGGGAGGAGACAUCUGUCCAGGUGACCCCUCCCAUGGUGGCAGACCUAGAACAGGGUAGGUAUCCUACCUACAGGUUCUGCCCAGGCCUCGAAGUGGUUCUCCUUCCCCAUGGCUUUGCCAAAGACUUUUAAUAGCAUUUUUUAAGUGCAAAGUGACUAGAUAUAAAACAUUUUUAUCAGUGACCAAAUUAGAAUGUAUUUAAUAUAGUAGGAAAUUUAAAAGCAUUUUUUAAUAUAAGACAAACUGAUAGAAAAGACCUAUAUCAUUUUAAAGGAAAUGGAUCUUCAACAUUCCACAGCUAGCCCACUACUUAAUAAGGUAACUAUUGACCUGAUUUCAGUGACUUUUGUUUGUAAUUAUAGUGAUAAUGAUUUAUUAGCUCAGUACCUAGAUCAUGUGUAUUUUGUGCUACUGUUAUCAUGGUUUAAGAUUGUUUAUUUUUAUUCAUAUUUAUGAACUGUUUCCCAUGUCAGGCUUUUGGUCUCUGUGGUAACAGGACAGUGUUUGUGAUUGAUAGCUCAUCGGGACAAUUUCAAGUUGUAUACAGUUACAUUAAGCUUUAGAUUGUAUGUAAGCUACUCUGGUUAACUCCUCCUGGGCUGACAUUCCAGGCUGGGGCUGGGCAGUUCUGGGGCUGUUGUGAUGGCUGGGGAGGCAGGCGGUAGUGCACCCUGGGUCCCAUCCCAUGCGGGGAGCUUUCCUGAGCAUCUGCUCUUCUGGAAUCAGGCUGAGCUCUGAGGACAGGUGUGCAGGGGAGGACCAAAGAACGUCCCAGAAGGGGCCACUUUUCCCAUCCAUUCCAGACCUCUUAGGAGCUGAGGCUUCUAGGAUCUACCCUGGGUGGGAAGGGCCAAGAAGGGGAGAGAGAGCCUUAAGGCCCGUGUGUGGGUAAUGGAGGUGGGGCCAUGGGUCUAGGAACUGGGACCCACCACUGUCCUGAUGCCUGUUGUCGUCUAACUCUCUAGUGUUGAAUAGUAACAGUAUAUGGUAGUGUCAGAGUCUUGUGUACCUGGUUGGCAGGCCUUCCCCCAGUAUGGAUGCGCAUGUGGAUUAACUUAUGGAAGCCUUUGUGUUCAUUUGUUCUCAGAAAUUAGUUGAGAAUGUUAUGUGAAUGGAAUCUUCUUAACCCAGAUGGUCAUAUUUAUAAUACAUAACCAUUUACUUUAGUGAAUUGUUAAAGUUGUUAACAUUUGUUUAAUUUUUUUUACAAUAGCAUUUAUGCAAUGGUUUACAGAAGUCAUGGAGUUAUUUUUUAUCAGUAUGGAAUUAAUUAAAACUUUGAAUCUUUA